Molecule: messenger RNA, 1677 nt
Organism: Gossypium raimondii (Peruvian cotton)
Lineage: Eukaryota; Viridiplantae; Streptophyta; Magnoliopsida; Malvales; Malvaceae
Product: serine/threonine/tyrosine-protein kinase HT1
Exons: 4
Coding region: 414-1454 (346 amino acids)
Biological process (GO): protein phosphorylation
Molecular function (GO): ATP binding; protein kinase activity
Source: RefSeq, a predicted model, not a curated record
AAACCGUUAUCAGUGUAAGACCAAGCUAAUAAACCAUCAUUUUAAAUGAUAUUGCACGUAUAAUCUCUCGCUCGCUCUCUUUUUAAGCAUUUUAAUUAGUUAUUUUCCUUCUCUUCUACCUUUUUUCACUCUUCUCUCUUUUUAAGCUGAUAUGCCUGUCUUUCAUUCAAGUUAUAAUCAAAUCAAAUCUUUGAUGCAAAUAUAGCUCUUUAGCGACCUUUCGGUAAGACAAUCUUCCAAAGAUGCUCGGUGCAUCGGAAUAUUAUUCAUUGGGAAGAGGAUCUACCAUUAAUUACUACACGCCUCAAGCUCUGCAACAACUGAGAAGAUUCUACUCUGCAAUUAAAAAGGAAUCACCACGAGUUCUACAUUAGGUUGCUUUGAUGAUUUUCUUUGAGUUUUGGUGCUAAUCCAUGAAGAAUUUUUACUGGUUUAAGCAAAUCUCAAACAAUGUUAAGUCAGAGAGGAGGCUUUCUCUUGGGGAAUACAAAAGAGCAGUUUCUUGGUCUAAGUAUUUGGUUUCCUCUGGCGGUGAGAUAAAAGGAGAAGGAGAAGAAUGGAGUGCUGACAUGUCACAGUUGCUUAUUGGCAACAAGUUUGCUUCAGGUAGACAUAGUAGGAUUUAUAGAGGGAUAUAUAAGCAAAGGGUUGUGGCAAUUAAAAUUAUCAGCCAGCCUGAGGAGGAUGAGAAUUUAGCUAACUUUCUUGAGAAGCAGUUCAUUUCUGAGGUGGCUUUGCUUUUUCAUUUGAGGCAUCCCAAUAUUAUCACUUUUGUUGCAGCUUGUAAGAAGCCUCCUGUGUUCUGUAUAAUCACCGAGUAUCUUGCAGGUGGCUCAUUAAGAAAGUAUUUGCAUCAGCAGGAGCCAUAUUCAGUCCCACUUAAUUUAGCUCUAAAAUUAGCUCUUGAUAUUGCACGUGGGAUGCAGUACCUUCAUUCACAAGGAAUACUUCACAGGGAUCUCAAAUCAGAAAAUUUACUCCUUGGAGAAGAUAUGUGUGUGAAGGUGGCAGAUUUUGGUAUUUCAUGCUUAGAAUCUCAGUGUGGUAGUGCAAAGGGAUUUACUGGUACUUAUCGGUGGAUGGCACCUGAAAUGAUUAAAGAGAAACAUCAUACAAAGAAAGUAGAUGUUUACAGUUUCGGCAUAGUCCUUUGGGAGCUUUUAACGGCUUUGACACCAUUUGACAACAUGACUCCAGAACAGGCUGCAUUUGCAGUUUGCCAAAAGGAUGCAAGACCACCGCUACCCUCCUCCUGUCCACUUGCGUUUAGUCAUCUCAUCAACCGAUGCUGGUCAAGCAAUCCCGAGAAGCGACCACAGUUUGAGGAGAUAGUUUCGAUUUUGGAAAGUUAUGCGGAAUCCCUCGAAGAGGAUCCGGAAUUUUUUAAGACUUAUAAACCUUCUUCAGGUCGUACUAUUUUGAGGUGCCUGCCAAAAUGUAUUACUGCGGAUUGAAUUGCUAAGAUGUAUAAUGAUGUGUGAUGCUACGUGUACCAUAGUGUUUACUUGUCUAGGUAGGUUCAGAUGUUCAACUGAACUCUACCUAUAUAUAUAUAUAUAUAUGCGCUUUUGAUAUAGGUAUUCUUAUUCCCUUCAAAUUUUAUGUACCAAUCUGAAGUUGUACAACCAAGCAGAAUAUUGUGUAGUGUGUUUGUUUCACUACAACCGUUUUCGAUUA